This is a messenger RNA of Peronospora belbahrii, 813 nucleotides long. NCBI's taxonomy places the organism in Eukaryota, Oomycota, Peronosporomycetes, Peronosporales, Peronosporaceae. The record is from the annotation of a GenBank genome assembly.
AUGGUGGUACUUCCUGGCUUUGUCGAUGCACACACACAUCCGGUCUGGAGUGGCAAUCGCGUUAACGAGUUUGCAAUGAAAUUGGCUAGUGCCACGUACAUGGAGUUUUGUUUACGAUUGGAUCGCAUGCUGCGUUGCGGUGCCACGUUGAUUGAGGCCAAGAGUGGCUACGGACUUGAGACCGACACGGAGCUUAAGAUGCUGCGUGUGCUGCAUGCUGCAUCGACAGGCGAUAACGCGCACCCUGUGGAAAUUGUUUCCAGCUACCUUGGUGGCCACUCGGUUCCUGAUGGCAUGAUAGUUGCUGAAGUUACGAAGGAUAUCGUGAGCAGACAGAUCCCGACGGUUUUGCAGGCCAAGAAAGAUGGCACGAUAUCGCCCGAGUUUAUUGACGUAUUUUGUGAAAAAGGUGUUUUCGAGCACGAUGAUACCCACCGCAUUUUAGGUGCUGGCAAGCAAGCUGGACUAGAAAUCAACUUUCACGGAGACGAGAUGCAUCCCAUGCAAUCCGGUGCCAUUGCCGCCGCUCUGGGUAGAGAUUACAACCCGAACGCGCACUGUCUUUCGAUGGCUUUGACAAUGAACAUGGCCUGCGUUCUGUUUGGCAUGACCAUGACGGAAGCACUUGUGGGUGCCACUAUUAAUGCAGCGGCUUCCAUUAACCGCUCAGAUACUCACGGCAGCCUGGAAGUUGGCAAGCAAGGUGACUUGGUAGUAAUGCGUGCGACUCAGUGGGAGCAGAUCAUUUACGAAAUGGGUGACCCUCCUAUUCAGCACGUAGUGAUAAAAGGAACUGUUUACAUUGUCAAGUAG